AACUGUGCGUUUUCAUCUCCGGCCAUUUGCGUCCACGAUUCUUUUUUUUGAGAGGAAUCGGUCAUUAAACACAUCCCCGCCAAAAUCCUCCAAAUCAAUAUCGAGUAAUUCGACUAUCCUUUUACAAAUUUAUCGUUUCUCGAAGGAUUUCGGAACCCUAACCUACAUCACCAUUCCUCUCUCUCUCUCUCUCUCUCUCUCCGCCCUUCAACCGGCCUAGAUUAGGUUUGCAUGAGAAAUUGACAUCACUAUAUAGAUCAGGCACUGCAUAGAAGAUCUACAACCGGCGUAGAUAAGAUCCGAACGCAGACGCCUCUAUCGAUAUGGUGAGGGCAAAACCAAGAUCGUGCUCUCCUACUUGUUACAGCUGAGCUAUAUACUGUUGUGAUGUCAGAAGCUCUAAGGAUUUCAGUGGCUCAUGCUGAAGAGAAGGAAGUAGGACCUAAUUACUUUGGUUACUAUAUACGUGAAAUACUGGAGCUAUCCUCUCAAAAAGAAGAUGAUCUUUUGCCUCUUUCUUUUGAAGCUUCUAUGUUAGCUUCAAAGACAUAUACAAAGGAGAAUGCUGGGGACAUAAUUGACCCAAAUUGUAAUGGUAGAGAUGCUAACAGCCUUAUUGGUUCAAAUUCUUUGUUUAGUAAUAGCAUUGGAUAUGGACUUCCAGACAUCAAGAGAGAAAGACUGAAAGCAUCACUUAAGCAAGCUGUGCUUGCCCUGAGUCAGGAAGUUGAUGAGAUGCUUGGUCCUGUCUUCCGUAUGUGCCGGAUACAAGCACAUCUAAAGGGCAAAGAGCACUUACAGAAUUGUUCAAGCACAUUUGAUAGGGGUGUGGUCCAACCUCCUAGUAAGAAGCAGAAAUUAUCCUCUACCCCCCAUAUGAGUGGUAUCAUGACAUAUUGUGGAACUGAUGGCUGUGGAUCCUAUCAAGAGGGAUCAGAGUCUGGAGACAUGAGCAAUGCCUACAGUGAUGCAGUUUUAUCUAGCCAGCUUAGUGAUACCAAAAAGAGAUGUGCUGAAUGCCAUACUACAAAAGCCCCUCAAUGGAAGGGUGGUCAUGCUGGGCCUAAGCCUCUAUGUAAUGCUUGCUGGAUGAGAUACAAAAAGAAAAAGAUGUCUUUUUCGGAUUUGAACAGAGAAGAAAAGGAAAGUGAAGAGGUGAAGGAUGACUUACUAGUUCUCCUAGAUAAUUGCGGACCAAGGGCUGUGGAAACUGUAAAGAGAUAUUCCAAUGAAUUAUCUGCAAAGCUAGGGCACAUGGAGCAGCAGCUUGAAGAACUUCUUGACAUAGUAAUGUCAAAAUGCAGACCAAUGUCUCUCACUGAGAAGCAAGAACUUAGAAAUUUGAUCCAGAAGAUGCCACCAAAAAACCUUGAUCGCAUUGUGGAAAUUGUCCAACGCAAUAAGCAGGAAGAAAGUCAUUCUUGCAAAGAGAUAAGUAUUGAAUUGGAAAAGGAGGACAAUGCGACACUUUGGAGAUUGUACUACUAUGUUGAAGCAGUUGCAAAUGCUGAAAAGCUAUCACCAUAAGUUCACUCUGGAUUCCCCAUUUCUUUUCUGAUUUUCUUUCUAGGCUUCUCUAUCUUGAUACUGGAAUCUCAGUAAAACCUUCUUGAAUAUGGCAUGAGGUGUUGUAUCAACAAGAGCCUUCUUAAGUGGAAGGUAGAGAAGUUCUGGGACAUCUUAAAGCUACGCAUGUCGAACAAGUUCCCCUUUGUAUUGAUAUGGGGCAAGAACCGCACGAUGCAUCAUUUUGGUAUUUACCGAAAACAAGGCCAUCUGUUUGGCUAUUAGUAGUACUAAGUGCUGUGGACAUCUAGCCACUGAAAUAUUGCAUAAUCUGUAAAUAUUUUGAUUUUCUGGUUUAACUUUUGGCUUAGUGACAUAGAUGUAUGAACAUGAACUUGAGGUUUAUCUCCUGAACAUCUGCGGAUUGCAAGCUACUUUGCUGACACAUUUGCUGUAUCACCCAAUUCACCAAUUCUGGUGUUACAGUUGCAACCUGCUUUACUUGGGUCCUUUCUUGUUUGACCUCUUGCCACCAACGUCAGAUUUAACAUGCAGGCUCUACGAUAUACAUUGAGCUGCAUAUACAUGUAUGCAAAAUUGUUUGAUUAGCUUGCAUUACACCAACAGAAAUGUCUGUUCUGUAAAAAAAAAAAAAA
Molecule: messenger RNA, 2162 nt
Organism: Nelumbo nucifera (sacred lotus)
Lineage: Eukaryota; Viridiplantae; Streptophyta; Magnoliopsida; Proteales; Nelumbonaceae
Source: RefSeq, a predicted model, not a curated record